AUGCGCCCAUCUCGAGCACAGAGCGCCCCCCGGGGUUUGGGGGGCCCGAGCUCGCGUCUGCAGGAGUUCCGAGGGGAGCCCGGGGCCCGCGGCGGCGUCACGUGGGGGGGGGCCUGGGGGUGCCGGGGGCCCGGGUUCGAGGCCCCGGAAGCCGCCGCCCCGGGGCGCAUCCGCAGAGCGGGCCGGGCGUCCGGGGCGGCGGGGGCGCCCGACGCCCGCGGCCCCGCGCCCGCCGCCCUGCACCCCGAGGAGGUGGCGGCGCGGCUGCAGCGGAUGCGCCGGGAGCUGAGCAACCGCAGGAAAAUCCUGGUGAAGAACCUGCCCCAGGACAGCAGCUGCCAGGAAGUUCACGAUUUAUUACAAGACUAUGAGUUAAAGUAUUGUUAUGUGGACAGAAAUAAACGAACAGCGUUUGUUACCUUAUUGAACGGGGAACAAGCCCAGAAUGCCAUCCAGAUGUUUCAUCAAUACUCUUUUCGAGGAAAAGAUUUAAUAGUUCAGCUCCAGCCAACAGAUGCUUUGCUGUGUAUUACCAACUUGCCCACUUCUUUUACGUUAGAGGAGUUUGAAGAACUUGUUCGUGCUUAUGGAAAUAUCGAGAGAUGUUUUCUAGUCUACAGUGAAGUUACCGGCCAUUCCAAAGGCUAUGGAUUUGUGGAAUACAUGAAAAAGGACUUUGCUGCCAAGGCUCGCUUGCAGCUCUUGGGGAAACAGUUGGGAGCGUCAGCUCUCUUUGCGCAGUGGAUGGAUGUUAACCUCUUGGCCGCAGAGCUUAUUCAUUCUAAGUGCCUUUGUAUAGAUAAACUUCCUAGUGACUACAGGGAUUCAGAGGAGCUGUUGCAAGUUUUUUCCAGUAUCCAUAAACCUGUGUUUUGCCAGCUUGCACAGGAUGAAGGUAGUUACGUUGGCGGCUUUGCAGUGGUUGAAUAUAACACUGCAGAGCAUGCUGAAGAGGUUCAGCAAGCAGCUGACGGUAUGACCAUCAAGGGCAGCAAAGUCCAGGUUUCCUUCUGUACCCCGGGAGCGCCAGGGCGAAGUACCUUAGCGGCAUUGAUAGCAGCUCAACGGGUGAUGCACAGCAGUCAAAAGGGCUUACUCCCAGAGCCAAAUCCAGUGCAAAUUAUGAGGAGUUUGAACAACCCUGCCCUGCUCCAAGUUCUUCUGCAACCGCACCUCUGCGGGCGAGCCCUGAAACCAGCAGUUCUUGGAACCCCUCACAGCUUGCCGCAUCUGAUGAACCCACCCAUGUCUCCUGCAUUUUUACAGUUGAAUAAAGCACAUCAGAGCUCAGCUAUGGGUAAUGCUUCUAAUUUGUUCCUUCAGAAUCUUUCUCAUGUACCACUGGCACAGCAACAAUUAAUGAAACUUGAGAAUAUUCAUACAAAUAAUAAACCGGGCUUGCUCGGAGAACCGCCAGCUAUGGUGGUGCAGACCGCAGUGGGGAUGGGGUCCGCGCUUCCACUGAAGGCAGAGUUGGGCCAUCAUGGAGAAGCACAUAAAACGUCCGCUCUGCUUCCAACUCAGACCACGAUAACAGCCGGAGUGGGCGGGUUGCCCUUCCUUCCGAAUCAGCAGAGGGCCAGCCGGGUGGGGCCGGCGCUCGGCAACGCUCAGGAGAAGCAGCCCCCCUCGGUGGGCGCGGCGGACCGGGGCUUCUCCGGGUCGCUGGCAUAUCUCCAGAGCUGGCCCAGCCUUCCUGCUCUGGGCUUGCUGACAGCUCACCAGAGGCAACAGCAGAGCCAGCCACACAGCCCGGAGAUGAGUUCAGGGGCUGCCUCUAAGAAUCAGACUUCACUCUUGGGAGAACCACCCAAAGAAAUUCGGCUCAGCAAAAAUCCAUACUUGAACUUGGCAAGUGUGUUGCCCAGUGUGUGCUUAUCAUCCCCUGCAAGUAAAGCCACUCUACAGAAGAGUGGAAUUGCCAGCAGCAUCCUGGAUGCGGUCCCUCAGGGAAGCGAACCCCAGCACGCGCUGGAAAAGUGUAGUGCUUAUUCUCAGCCUUUUGCUGACUGUGCACAGGUGUCAUCUUUGAGAAAUGAAAAGCGAGGCUCAUCGUAUCUCAUCUCUUCCCCAGAAGGUGGCGCAGUGGGGUUUGUUGACCAGCAUUCUCAGGGCACAGGAGUGUAUUACAUGGAAACCUACUUAAAAAAGAAGCGAGUGUACUGAGUUACGUUCUCUCCUUACAACCUCGGAAGGUUCUCUGCAGAAUCUCUGCUGGUCUUCGCUGCCUUAACGACAUUCAGACUAGCCAUAUCCUUUAAAUACGGGUUUCUAAUUUCCCAGAAGGAACUGUUGUGCAGCAGGCAGAAUUGCCAAAUAAGAAAUGAGUAGCAAUAAGAAGAAAUAUCAAGUGAGGACGUUUUCCACUAGAAUUAGAUGCAUCUUAAUCAAUGUGAUAUUAACCUACGGUCCAUUGGAGAAAUUAAUAAUAUUUCUUGUUUUAGGACUGGGAAUAAUUUUGACACCAUAUAUAAAAGUUUGAAGCAAUAAACGGGAAACAGUCUUGUUUCCUGAGCCUUAGUAGAAUGAGUUUCUUAAAAGCCAACGUGCAUUUCGACUUACUUUCCCUAGAAGUAAUCUCAUUUACAGAUUUUCAGACCUUUUCCUAGAACUGUGAGAGUGCUGGAUGUCCUACAUGCAGACUGCAUUGUGACCGCCACCCCAGCCACGCAACAUAAAACUCAAACACGGAGUGAUCGCGAGGGCCCAGGCAGACGCCACGACAGAUGCUUUACUUUUAAUACAUUUACCAUUUAUACCUUUUGUGAAAAACACAAGGUAUUUUAAGAAAAGCAGCUUUGGUGAUCUAAUUAAGGGAUUGGCAAACUACACCCUGGGGUCAAAUUCAAUCCUCCACCUGUUUCUGUACUGUUUCUGUACUGUGAUGUUUACAUUUUUAAAUGGUUGGAGGAAAAAAGAAAAUUUAUGAUUUAAAAAUUAUAUGAAAUUCAGAUUUCAGUGUCCGUACAUAAAGUUUUAUUGGAACACCACCAUGCUCAUUCAUUUACAUACCGUCUAGGGCUAUUUCGUGCUACAAUAGCAGAGAUGAGUAGCUGUGACAGAUGGCAAAGCCUGAAAUAUUUACCAUCUAGCCUUUUAUAGAGAAAGUUUGCCAACGCUCAUCUAAUAGCACUAAUUCCCUAAUCGUUUUACUUCACCUAAAGAAGGACCUUUAACUUUUGCAGCAGACUUCUAAGGCAAGGAACAUGGGCUUGUGUGUCUCCUCCUCUAGUGCAUCCUAAGGACUAGAAGCGGGCCUGCCGUGAGCAUCCAGCCCCACUGCACAGUGCAGUGACGCGGUCAGCACCAGCCUGCUGAGCGGGUCUUCUGGAGGAACGGUAUUUAUAAGUGUUUUGAGCUAAUAAGCGAUACCUCACUCUCUGCUUUGUCUCUUAUUCUUUUGUAGUGAAUUAGGCUGAAAAACGAUCAGCCAUUUAACCCAACUUACUUCUGAAAGAAUUGUGUUUAUUGCAGAUAACUUCUGAGAUCACCGUCUCCUCAAGACCUUGGUAUUAAAUGCAUGAGACACCCUGUGCCACCUAGAAAUUUCUAAGCUUGUUCCUUGUUAUGAGACUGUAAUUGAUGAUAUGGAAUUUAGGGGUCCCGAUGAUCCUAGUCUUUUUGAAAUCAGAUCAUUAAAUAACUUGUAACUUAGGGACUUAUUAUUUUUGCCUAUGACAUAGGGUAUCUAUCUAUCCUGUUUUAAUUAGGAAGUUUAAAAUUGGUACUCAUAUGAUUUGUAAAGAAAGAAUUUUACUUGGUCUAAUUUAUUGCAUAUGUUAACUUCUGUUGGAAGAUGACAGCUAGGCAGUUGAACUAAGAUAAUUUCUAAGGAGUGUACUAAAUAAGUUAACUGACCGGGAUCGGCUGUGACCCAGCAGAUGCAUAAUGGAUCCGCCCUGCUCUCUACUCCCCCUUCCCACUCUCCUGUUGCAUUGAGCCUCUUCAGUGCUUAGUCACACCUCCGUGACAGUACAAACAGAAGAAAGGGAAGCUGGUGACUUUUAAAUCAGAGCUGCCGCAUGAAAGCAGGAAGAGGCUGAAAGAACGAAAAGGUACUUUGGACCACAGGACACGUGGCUCUGCCGUCCAUACUGGCCUGUGCCCCUUACCAUUGGAC
Molecule: messenger RNA, 4120 nt
Organism: Equus quagga
Lineage: Eukaryota; Metazoa; Chordata; Mammalia; Perissodactyla; Equidae
Gene: RAVER2
Product: ribonucleoprotein, PTB binding 2
Exons: 13
Coding region: 1-2166 (721 amino acids)
Cellular component (GO): cytosol
Molecular function (GO): mRNA binding
Source: RefSeq, a predicted model, not a curated record